AUGCCUGACCUCUUCGUUUCCUUGGUGGUGGUGGCGGCGGCGGUGCUGUUCAGCGAGGCGGUCCGCCGGACAGCCGCGCGUCUUUGCCCCACAGCUUAUUGGAUUUACCUGCUGGAAGCGGCGUCCACCUUCCAGCUCUGCUGCUGCACACACGAACUCAAACUGCUGGGCGAGACGACCCGGCUGGAGCUGCCGAUCAGCCUCACUAUCACCUAUAUCGUAACUGUUAUCCACUUGCUAACUUUUCGGGAGGCGACGUGUAACCCCACCGGGGCUCUGGAGAGCGUCUGCCGCGGCCGCAGCAGCGUCGCGGCGGCGCUCGUCCUCAUCGUCCUGCAGUUCGGCGCUGCAGUCGCCGCGCAGUUUUUCGCCGCCUCCGUGUGGUCGCUGGGUCUGUCCGACGUCCACGUCCGGCACCAGAAGUUCGGGUUUAGAUGCUUCGAUCCGCUCGGGGGGACAUUGCUGGAGGCCGCGGCCGUGGAGCUGCUGUGCAGCUUUGCGGUCCAAGCCACGGCCAUGCACAUCCACAAACUGGACCAGAAACUCCGGCCUCACUUCUUCGCUGCCGUCAUUACUGCAGCGGUUUACGCAGGUGGAAGUAUUUCAGGAGCAGUUUUUAACCCUGUCCUGGCCUUCUCCAUCCAGUUCCCCUGCAGCGGCCACACCUACCUGGAGUACUGCUUUGUUUACUGGCUGGGACCAGUGUUAGGCGUGGCGAGCUGCAUCCUGCUGUUUGAGAAGAUCAUCCCUUUCCUCUCUGGAAAGAGUACCAUUAGGCUGGACGUCCCUGCUGCCCAGAAACAGAAGACACAGUAGCAGUGAGAGGAAAAGACCGUGUUUAAGUUGUUUUUUCCACAUCCUAGAUGGAUAAAACCAGUGUAAUCAGAUUUUUUUUCUUUUGUCAUUAGCACUUCUGAAGACAGCUGGAGCAAUUAGGACUUGAUGAAUCUUUACUAAGUCAAAAAUCACUUGUGUGUAAAACUCCUGCUGUAUGUUCUACUGCAGGUUGGCUGCAGCUCCACAAUUCAAUUCUCUCUCUAUAUAUAUAUAUAUAGUGCAAAUUCACA
Stegastes partitus (bicolor damselfish) is the source of this 1067-nucleotide messenger RNA. RefSeq names its product aquaporin-11-like. Gene Ontology annotation, cellular component: cytoplasm. The record is from RefSeq and is a predicted model, not a curated record. The transcript is spliced from 3 exons. Bases 1 to 816 code for a protein of 271 amino acids. Gene Ontology annotation, molecular function: channel activity. NCBI's taxonomy places the organism in Eukaryota, Metazoa, Chordata, Actinopteri, Pomacentridae.